AUCGCUGGCCCUAUCAGACACACGCCUUAUUAUUAAUAUUCUUUCUUUACCUUUUACUUUUGGAAUUCAGAAAAUACCACAACAACAUCCAUAAUUUUUGGAUUCCCUUCCCAAAACGAGAGAACAAGAAGAAGGAGAGAGAGAGAUUGGAACGGGAAAACGAAGGAGUGCAUUCUUUCUCUUUCUUCGCCAUCCACUUCCUCUCCCCUCUCUUCUUUUCUCCCCUUUCAUUCAUCAAGGCGUAGGAGUAUUCACGAUGGUUGCAACAGCCGUAACGGCGUCGUUUAUCCCUGUUGUGCCUUCGCCGGACUCUGGAAAAGGGAAGCAGACGCAGUCGGGUGGUGGCUCUGCGAGCCUUAGAGGACUCCAACCGAGAAAUGGUUUAUGCGGUGGCUUGCAGGUGAAGGCAAACGCUCAUGCCCCUCCCAAGGUUAACGACACCGUGAAGGUUGAGGAUGAUUUGCCAUCUUCAUCGCCACUCACUCAUGCUCCCAGGACUUUCAUUAACCAGUUACCGGACUGGAGCAUGCUUCUCGCCGCCAUCACCACCGCCUUCCUAGCUGCGGAGAAGCAGUGGAUGAUGCUCGAUUGGAAGCCGCGCCGCCCCGACAUGCUCGUUGACCCCUUUGGGAUAGGAAAGAUUGUGGAGGACGGGCUUGUGUUCAGGCAGAACUUCUCAAUUCGGUCCUACGAAAUUGGCGCUGACAAAACCGCGUCUAUAGAGACGUUGAUGAAUCAUUUGCAGGAGACAGCUCUUAAUCAUGUUAAGACUGCGGGGCUUCUUGGUGAUGGCUUUGGCUCCACGCCUGAAAUGUGUAAGAAGAACUUGAUUUGGGUGGUUACCAAGAUGCAGGUUGUGGUUGAUCGGUAUCCUAAAUGGGGUGAUGUUGUUCAAGUCGACACUUGGGUUUCCGCAUCAGGGAAGAAUGGUAUGCGUCGUGAUUGGCUUGUGCGUGAUGCCCAAACGGGUGAAAUCUUGACAAGAGCCUCCAGUGUUUGGGUCAUGAUGAAUAAAGUGACAAGGAAACUGUCUAAAAUUCCCGAAGAAGUCAGGGGAGAGAUAGGCGCUUAUUUUGUGGAUUCUGCUCUAGUUGUGGAAGAGGAUAAAAGAAAGCUAUCCAAACUUGAUGAUUCAGCUAAUUUCAUUCGCACUGGUUUAAGUCCUAGAUGGAGUGAUCUAGAUGUUAACCAGCAUGUUAACAAUGUGAAAUACAUUGGGUGGAUUCUGGAGAGUGCUCCACAACCACUUUUGGAGAGUCAUGAGUUGUGUGCCAUGACUUUGGAGUACAGAAGGGAGUGUGGCAGGAACAGUGUGCUGGAUUCCCUGACUGAUAUAUCUGGUGCUAAUGUAGGCAGUUUAGCUGACGGUGGACUUUUUGAGUGCAAACACUUGCUUCGGCUUGAAGAUGGUGCUGAAAUUGUGAGGGGUAGGACCGAAUGGAGACCCAAGUCUGCAAACAACUUUGGAGUUGUGAGUCAGGUUUCAGCAGAAAGCACCUAAAUAUUGAUUGUCAAUAACUGGAGGAGUGGCAUAACUCCCUUUCCCAUGUGCAGAUUGGAUCAAACCUCGUCAGAGCUUCGUUUUUGUUUUUAUCAAGAUCUACAUGUCUUAAAUAUAUAAAAUUUGUGUUACUUGUAAAGAAGGGAAAGGGGAAAGUUGAAUUCCAUUUCAUUUAUGGUCAUGCUACUCUUAGGUGUCAUCAAUAUUCAAUUGUUCGUCAAAAUGGCUAAGCCUGUAUAUUAGUAUAAUUUCUUUUUCCUUUCCCUUCAAAGGAAAGACGCAACAUACCAAAACCAAUAAAUGUAUCUAUAGGUUGCAGGCUGACUUGGGUCUCUCAUUUGCUGUUUUUAUGGUAAGUUAAGCCAUUUCUUCC
This is a messenger RNA of Vigna unguiculata (cowpea), 1874 nucleotides long. Its product is annotated as palmitoyl-acyl carrier protein thioesterase, chloroplastic-like. NCBI's taxonomy places the organism in Eukaryota, Viridiplantae, Streptophyta, Magnoliopsida, Fabales, Fabaceae. Gene Ontology annotation, molecular function: acyl carrier activity; fatty acyl-[ACP] hydrolase activity. The record is from RefSeq and is a predicted model, not a curated record. Gene Ontology annotation, biological process: fatty acid biosynthetic process.